CACCGCGCAGGCGCACUGCCCUCUGCUGGCUCAUGAGGCACCGCAGCGCAGGCGCCGCCGCGCAGGUGGGCUGGUGAGGUCCUGCAGGUCUCUGGGAAGUUCUGAGGCGUUGCAGAGAACGUGGGAAGAUCGCUAAGCUGGCAGUUUCAAAGGACGAGAAGGUUUGAGGUCAAGUCUAAGCUGAUUUCUGAAUAUUUUGGAAUCCCUUGUGAGAACUGAGCCCAGAAGCAGACCCAGCAGAACCGUGACACCUACUCUGUGUGCCCUUCUUAAGAAAUGGCAAAAUGUCUGUUGACUUCAUCUCUCUCUGUAAGAACAAAACUCUUACAAACAGGAGUGUCACUUUAUAAUACGACUCAUGGCUUCCACGAGGAGGAAGUGAAGAAGAUACUGGAACAGUUUCCUGGUGGAUCCAUUGACCUCCUGAAGAAGCAGAACGGCAUUGGCAUUCUGAUGCUAAACAACCCCAAUAAAAUGAAUGCCUUCUCAGGUGUCAUGAUGCUACAACUUUUGGAAAGGGUAAUUGAAUUAGAAAAUUGGACAGAAGGGAAAGGCCUCAUUAUCCAUGGAGCAAAAAAUACUUUCUGCUCAGGAUCUGAUCUGAAUGCUGUGAAGGCACUCUGCACUCCAGAAAAUGGAGUGGCCUUAUCUAUGUUCAUGCAAAACACGUUAACAAGACUUAUGAGACUACCAUUAAUAAGUGUUGCUCUGGUUCAAGGCUGGGCAAUGGGUGGAGGAGCAGAACUUACUACAGCAUGUGAUUUCAGGUUGAUGACUGAGGAAAGUGUGAUCAGAUUUGUCCACAAGGAGAUGGGUAUAGUUCCAAGCUGGGGUGGUGCCAGCCGUCUGGUUGAAAUCAUUGGCAGCAGACAAGCUCUCAAAGUGUUAAGCGGGACUCUCAAACUGGAUUCCAAGGAAGCUUUAAAUAUAGGCUUGACUGAUGAGGUCUUACAGCCCUCAGAUGAAACUACGCCUCUAGAACAGGCACAAGAGUGGCUGGAGAAAUUUGUCAGUGGGCCUCCACAAGUCAUUAGGGGUUUAAAAAAAUCUGUCUGUUCUGCCCGAGAACUGUAUAUAGAGGAGGCGUUACAGAAUGAACGAGACGUUUUGGAAACACUGUGGGGUGGACCUGCAAAUUUAGAGGCUAUUGCUAAGAAAGGAAAGCAUACUAAAUAGCGUUUAGAAUGAGUGUAGUACAGGUGAAGCUACAGGGGAACAUACAUGGAGGUGAGAUGAUUAGAAAUGAGCUGCUGAAGUCAUUCAAAGGGGACUGCUAAUCUGCAUAGUUGGCUUGGGGGCCUUCUCCAUAUUGUAAUUCAGUGCUCUGUUGUCUUCCUUAACGUGUAACACAUCUACCAAUUUCUACAUUCCUGUAGUAAUUCUUAGCCCGGGCUUAUGUUUUGUAACAUACUUAUUAAUUUAACUUUUAAGAGAGGGUCUUAAACUUGCUAUGUAGCGCCAAGGGUAGUCUUGAAUUCCUGACACUCCUGCCAUCGCCUCCCAAAUACUUGUUAAUGCUGCUGUUUCUGGCUGUUUUGGUCUUUCUUAAGUCGAAAUAAUUUACAAAAGCAAAGUUAAACAAAAUUUAAAAUAACUUAAUAUAUCCUUCCUAUGAAGCAAAAGGCAGGGAGAGAUUAGAGGCAUGUAAGAAAUAUUAGUUAUUUUCGUGUGUGUGUUCUGUAUACAUAGGAUACUGAUGUGAAAUGGUUCUUCAUUUAAAGAAUAAAGUGGGCUUAUUGGUUCUAUAACACUAUGCUUGUAGCCCAGACAGAAAUACCACUGAUGGAGACUGGUAAAGUAAAUGUAAAAUAAAUGGAAUUAGCUGCUUGAGAAAUUUAAA
Molecule: messenger RNA, 1840 nt
Organism: Mus caroli (Ryukyu mouse)
Lineage: Eukaryota; Metazoa; Chordata; Mammalia; Rodentia; Muridae
Gene: Echdc1
Product: ethylmalonyl-CoA decarboxylase 1
Biological process (GO): fatty acid beta-oxidation
Cellular component (GO): cytosol
Molecular function (GO): catalytic activity
Source: RefSeq, a predicted model, not a curated record